GAGGACAGUGUGGUGCUGGCGCUCUACGACUACGAGGCAAUGCACGCUGGGGACCUGAGCUUCCAGAAAGGGGAGCGGCUGAAGGUGCUGAAGGAGUCAGGGGAGUGGUGGCAAGCGCGGUCACUGGCAACGGGGUGCGAAGGCUUCAUCCCCAGCAACUACGUUGCCCCAGCCGACUCGCUGGAGACAGAGGAGUGGUUUUUCAAGGGCAUCAGCCGGAAGGAUGCGGAGCGGCAGCUCCUUGGCCCCGGGAACGUGAUCGGGUCCUUCAUGAUACGGGACAGCGAGACGACAAAAGGCUGCUACUCACUGUCGGUGCGGGACGGGGACGACCUGCAGGGCGGCACGGUGAAGCAUUACAAGAUCCGGACACUGGAUAGUGGCGGCUUCUACAUCUCCCCGCGCAGCAGCUUUGAUACGCUGCAGGAGCUGGUCCAGUACUACAAGGGGCAGAGCGAUGGGCUGUGCCAGAAGCUCACCUACCCCUGCUGCGUGCCCAAACCACAGAAGCCCUGGGAGAAGGAUGCCUGGGAGAUCCCUCGGGAGUCGCUGAGGCUGGAGAGGAAGCUGGGAGCCGGGCAGUUCGGAGAAGUGUGGAUGGCUACCUAUAACAAGCACACCAAGGUGGCGGUGAAGACGAUGAAGCCAGGCAGCAUGUCCGUGGAUGCCUUCUUGGAGGAGGCGAACCUGAUGAAGAUGCUGCAGCACGACAAGCUGGUGAAGCUGCAUGCGGUCGUCACCAAGGAGGAGCCCAUCUACAUCAUCACCGAGUUCAUGGAGAAAGGGAGCUUGCUGGAUUUCCUGAAGAGCGACGAGGGGAGAAAGCAGCCGCUCCCGAAGCUGAUCGACUUCUCUGCCCAGAUUGCGGAAGGAAUGGCUUUUAUUGAGAAGAGGAACUACAUCCACAGAGACCUGAGAGCUGCCAAUAUUCUGGUGUCGGCAAUACUGGUGUGCAAGAUUGCAGACUUUGGGCUGGCCAGAGUCAUUGAAGACAAUGAGUACAUGGCCCGGGAAGGCGCCAAGUUUCCCAUUAAAUGGACUGCACCAGAAGCCAUCAACUACGGAUCUUUCACUAUAAAAUCAGAUGUCUGGUCCUUUGGGAUCCUCCUGACCGAGAUCAUUACCUACGGACGCAUCCCAUACCCAGGGAUGUCGAGCGUGGAGGUGAUCAGGGUGCUGGAACACGGGUACCGGAUGCCCCGCACAGAGAACUGCCCUGAGGAGCUGUAUGACAUCAUGAUGAGGUGCUGGCAGACCAAACCAGAGGAUCGUCCCACCUUCGAGUACACGCAGAGCAUUUUGGAGGAUUUCUUUACUGCAACAGAGAGCCAGUAUCAGCAGCAGCCGUAA
Molecule: messenger RNA, 1350 nt
Organism: Aptenodytes forsteri (emperor penguin)
Lineage: Eukaryota; Metazoa; Chordata; Aves; Sphenisciformes; Spheniscidae
Gene: HCK
Product: HCK proto-oncogene, Src family tyrosine kinase
Exons: 10
Coding region: 40-1350 (436 amino acids)
Biological process (GO): cell differentiation; cell surface receptor protein tyrosine kinase signaling pathway; innate immune response
Cellular component (GO): extrinsic component of cytoplasmic side of plasma membrane
Molecular function (GO): signaling receptor binding; non-membrane spanning protein tyrosine kinase activity; ATP binding
Source: RefSeq, a predicted model, not a curated record